This is a messenger RNA of Eimeria acervulina, 240 nucleotides long. RefSeq lists its product as hypothetical. The record is from RefSeq and is a predicted model, not a curated record. The transcript is spliced from 2 exons. The annotation marks the transcript as partial. NCBI's taxonomy places the organism in Eukaryota, Apicomplexa, Conoidasida, Eucoccidiorida, Eimeriidae.
AUGAGGGGCAUAUGCGUGUUGAACACUGCAUUGGAUUUGGCAGCUGCAGCCCUGUGGACUGAGUGGGGGAUGGGGGAAGCUAAAUGGGGGCAAUAUACUGUGAUGUGUGUGACGAGCAGCGAUGGGUUGUUGAGUAUGGGUUUUGUUUCGGAAGGAGCCGAAGUGGUAUUUAGUGGUGCGUUUGAAGACGCGAUGGGCUGGUCUUGGAGAGGGGUAAUGAAGGCUGGAUACUGUGUGUUG